Syngnathus typhle (broad-nosed pipefish) is the source of this 3574-nucleotide messenger RNA. It is a transcript of the gene ccnt1, whose product is annotated as cyclin T1. Gene Ontology annotation, biological process: regulation of transcription by RNA polymerase II; positive regulation of DNA-templated transcription, elongation. Gene Ontology annotation, cellular component: nucleus; cyclin/CDK positive transcription elongation factor complex. The record is from RefSeq and is a predicted model, not a curated record. Gene Ontology annotation, molecular function: cyclin-dependent protein serine/threonine kinase activator activity. The transcript has 8 exons. NCBI's taxonomy places the organism in Eukaryota, Metazoa, Chordata, Actinopteri, Syngnathiformes, Syngnathidae. Bases 45 to 2132 code for a protein of 695 amino acids.
UUCCUGUGGCGUGCCGCAAUUUUAAAUUGUCCCCCUCGUCAGUGAUGGCGGCUUCGCUUCGUAGUCCCCCCGCAAGCUGUAACAACAAAUGGUACUACAACCGGCAAGAGAUCGACAACAACCCGUCUCGGCGAGCCGGGCUUGACCCGGACAAGGAGCUGUCGUACAGGCAACAGGCGGCCAACCUGCUGCAGGACAUGGGGCAGCGGCUCAACGUGUCCCAACUUACAAUUAAUACAGCCAUCGUGUACAUGCAUCGCUUCUACAUGGUCCAGUCAUUCACCAGAUUUCACAGAAAUGUUAUUUCUCCUGCUGCUCUUUUCCUGGCCGCCAAGGUUGAGGAGCAGCCCCGAAAGCUGGAACACGUUAUCAAGGUGGCCCAUGCCUGUCUCAAUCCACAGGACCCUUCACCAGAUGUACACAGUGAUGCCUACCUGCAACAAGCCCAAGACCUGGUCAUUCUUGAGAGCAUAAUACUCCAGACCUUGGCAUUCGAAAUCACCAUUGACCAUCCGCACACACAUGUUGUCAAGUGCACCCAGCUGGUCCGAGGUGAGCAUCGAACGGCCCUUUUGAUAUGUUUUUGGGAUGAGGCGGAGGGCAUGCAUACAUGCUUUUGUGUUGUUGAACAGACUCAGAUGUUAAGUAUGCUUUUCUGGUGUGUUGUUGUUUCAGCGAGCAAGGAUCUGGCGCAAACAUCUUACUUCAUGGCCACCAACAGUCUCCACUUGACCACCUUCUGUCUGCAAUACAGUCCGCCUGUUGUGGCUUGCGUGUGCAUCCAUCUAGCCUGCAAGUGGUCCAACUGGGAGAUUCCCGUGUCUACGGACGGCAAGCAUUGGUGGGAAUAUGUCGACCCCACAGUAACGCUCAAACUACUGGAUGAGCUCACGCACGAAUUCCUGCAGAUUCUGGAGAAAACGCCCAGCAGAUUGAAGCGGAUUCGCAACUGGAAGGCAGGAGGUCAGACGCCAAAGGCCAAGCCAAAGGUCCAAGAGGAGGGAGACCAGAGGGACACUAUGAUGAGCAUGAUCUCCAUGGCCUCGUCUGAAAGCACUGUGGCGGGCCUGAUGAGCCUCUCGGCACCGGCAUCGGACAGGGGGACGCCUGGCAGCGCGCCCACCUGGAGUGGAAAAAGUCAAGGGGGUGCCGAACAGUCCAAUCACGAGGUCCACACCCCAGCCAAGGUGUCAUUAAGCGAGUACCGCGCCAAGAACGCCGACGUCCUGGCCGCGCAGAAAAGGAAGCUGGAGAACAUGGAGGCCAGCGUGAAACGGGACUAUGCCAACGCUGCCCAGGUUCUCAUUGGUCAGCAGCAAAGGAAGGAGAAGCAGCAGCAAUCGGGCUCAUCUUCCUCAAACCUGGCUAACUCAUCGCCAAUUAUUCUGAAGAUCCCCCUGGAGAAGGAGAGACACGAUCGAAGCUCUUUGAAAAUGAGGUUCCCCGCGGCGGGCGGGGGCGGCGCCAGAGGGCCGGAGCAGGACAUCAAAGUACGCAUUCGCGUGCCCGAAAAGCAAAGGGGGAGCUCAGCCGAGGAAGGCAAGAGCAGGGACAAGCACAGGGGGGAGCGCUCCAACCACCACCAUCAUCACCAUCACCCUUCUUCUAGUGGCGCCUCACUUUCCUCUUCCCACAAGCACUCGUCCACUUCCAGCGGCGCAGCAGGAAGUGGCAAGAAAGCCCCCAGUGACUCGUCUCGAACUAGCUCGUCGUCGCGCAAGAGGACGUAUCCGCAGGAACCUUUGGCGGGAUCCCAUUCCGCUUCCAAAGUCAGCAAGCUUUCUCGCAAUCCCUACCAGCUGCCGUCCCUGUCUUCCUCAUCUGACAUCCUCCCCGCGCUGAGCCUCCCGCACCACCCCCCGGGGAGCUACUCGCACCCCAAAGGCGACAAGACUGACACCAACGGGCACGGUGCAACGGGUGGCGCCCAGUCCAAUGAGUACCAGGACACUUUUGAAAUGUUGAACUCUCUUCUGAGCGCGCAGGGGGUGCAGCCCUCACAGCCGUCCAUGUUUGACUACAGAUCUCAAUACGGGGACUACAAGUACUCCGCCGGGUCCCGGGGGAGCAACAGCAGACCCCCACCCCUACCUUCAGAUCCCCCGCCCCCGCUUCCACCCUUACCCAAAUGACUUUCUGCUGUCCUUUAUGCUUGUUUUUUACAAGUCAAUAUAUUAGGAGCCUCACUCACAAUCAUCAUAUGUGACAGAGGACUUUUGGAAUGUUUUAUUUCUUACUGACUUCUACAAAAAAAGGCUUGAAAAGCUUUGACAUGUCCCCAGGAAAGUAGCUAUUGUUUUGGCUGCAAUUGUUGUUCAUGUUCCCCCAUCGGGUUCUAGAGGAAAUCAAAGAUAUUAAAUUAGAUCUCCAAAUGGCCACCCGGUUGUUUUACAGUUUUUGAUUAGGGUUAUUUAUUGCUUGAUAUUUUUUCAAACAUAUUUUUUCCCUUCAAAUGCUACUCAUUUUUAAUCUUCCUCCUGAUCAACAAUGAAUACUGUAUAGACGUAACAGUCUAUCUCCAAAGCAGCCCUAGCCCAAAAAGAUGGGUUUGGUGGUCUUGAUUUUAUUUGCUACAUUUGAUAAAUGUAUGCAGAGAUUUUAAAAUGUUUAAAACAGUACAUGGAAUAUUUUUACAUUUUGUUAAAAAAAGGUGUAAAUUAUAUCAGUCUUUUUAUUGUAUGAGCGUUGCAGUCAUUGUUUUAAAUGGUUGUAAAAAAUGAUUUUAAGCAUACUUAUUGACAGAGAUGCAGAGAGAAGAUAUGUUUAGGGUCUAAUAAUUCGUCAAUGCAUUGUGCUGAUAUUGGCACACAGAUGCAAACGAUUCUGAAUUGUUUGUCCUCUGUAUUUUUCUCGUCAUGUUUAGGUUUACAAUGAUGGUGACCAUAUCAAUUUAUUGAUUAAUCGACUGUUGUUGGCUGUCUCUAAUAUAGGCAUUCCUUUUUUUGGGAGUGUUGUCUUUUUUUUUUAAAGCAGAAGUCCAGUGAAACCCUGUGAGCUGAUGGGGUGGUCAUCUUCUAGUUGAUGUCUUGUGCUAUUUGCAUUGUACAUUCAACUAACCUGUUCAGCUCCAAGGUAUGUUUAUCUGUCAAGAAGGAUCCUGUUUUCCUGUGAAGAGAAAAAGAUUGAUGUUUAAUCAUCUGGAUGUCUGCGCCAUACUAGGAUUAGUCCCAUUUAUUGUGUGACAAAAUUUGACCUCUGUUAACUUUCAUUUGUUUUAGUUUGUGCAUAUGCUUCAUGGUUGGACAGGUGAACAAACAUGUGUUUUAAUCACAUUUAUUUUGUAAUUCUUUGAAGAGAGAAAAUGCACUGAAAUGUUGCACUCCACUUGCGGUUGCAAGUGCGAAAUUAACUUCAAAUAAUGAGGUCAACAACAACAAAAAUUCAAUCUUACAACUGCCAUGCAACACAGCAAUGCAAAUCACUAUUUACCAGAGCUUUUCCUGCAUCUUGGGAUAUUGUAAUAUACACAGGACUGGUCAUGAAUAAUGUUAGUGGGAAUUCUUCCAGGUAUCCUGUUGUAUGUGAACACUUGUUUUUUUUUUUCAUUUUAAAGUCAAUAAAUACUUUAAAGUAA